Rasamsonia emersonii CBS 393.64 is the source of this 1737-nucleotide messenger RNA. RefSeq names its product Benzoate 4-monooxygenase. Gene Ontology annotation, molecular function: iron ion binding; monooxygenase activity; oxidoreductase activity, acting on paired donors, with incorporation or reduction of molecular oxygen. NCBI's taxonomy places the organism in Eukaryota, Fungi, Ascomycota, Eurotiomycetes, Eurotiales, Trichocomaceae. The transcript has 7 exons. The record is from RefSeq and is a predicted model, not a curated record. The coding region runs from base 1 to 1737 and encodes 578 amino acids.
AUGCAGUAUUAUAUUAUUCUUAUAUAUUUUUCAUGUGUUCCCGGCCUGGUCUUCAUGUGCUUUGUGCUUACUUGCAUGGCAGCAGCUCUGACCGAGUUAAAGGACUUCCUCGAGGUCCCUCCUCUACAAGCAGCAGGCUCAGCUGCUCUUCUGGGCAUCGUGCUGCACUGGUCCAUUUUCCGCAACAUCGAGGUCGAAACGUAUCUCUAUGAGUUUCUUGCCUUGUACCUCGCCGCCGUUUUAGGGCUCGGCUACUCGUACGCGUCAUGGACGGACUUUUCGAUCAUUCAAUCCGCGACGAGGGUUCUGCUCCUCGCAUCGUCCUUCAAUGCAGGUCUCGUCCUGAGCAUCGGCGUCUAUCGCUUGUUCUUCCAUCGCCUUCGUCGCUUUCCUGGCCCGUUUGCAGCAAAGCUCAGCCGCUUCUACGCCAUGGCCAAAGCGGCAGAGAAGGUCCAGUACCAUGUCGAGGUGGCCAAGAUGCACGACAACCUUCGUGAACUCUGCAUUGUUCGCAAAUCCGCCGUGCCGCUCAUCCACGGGCCGCAGUCGCAGUGUCUGAAGUCGACCUGGUAUGGCCAGGUUUCGACCGAUCACACCAAAUGUUCGAUCCAUAUGACGCGGGACUUUGACACCCACCGGAAGCGCAGGAAGGCGUGGGAUAGGGCCUUGAGCAUCAAGGCUAUCGCACAAUACCGGCCACGCAUCAAGGCCAAAGCCGAUCUGCUCAUCGCGCAGAUCAACGCGAAUCUCGGCAAGCCGCUGGACGUGACAGCGUGGUCGAUGUUCCUCAGCUUCGACAUCAUGGACGAAAUCGGCUUUGGGAAGGACUUCAACAAUCUCCGCACGGGCAUCGAGCAUACAGCCAUCCAGGGCAUCCACAAACACAUGACCAGUCUGGAGAUCAUGAGCAUGGUGCCGUGGCUGCUGAAUCUGAUCAGUCGCAUUCCUGGGGCUGCCUCGGGGUAUUCGAGCUUCUUCAAGUGGUGUGCUGAUGAGCUGAGGAGUAAGCGACAGACAUGGGAUCCUCAACAGGAGCCCCAGGACAUCAUGUCCUGGCUGCUGAAGGCGUUCGUCGAAAAAGACGUCUCUGCAUCUCCUUCCGAAACGGCACUAGAAGAAGACUCGCGGGUGGUUAUUGUUGCAGGGAGCGACACCACAGGAUCGACCCUCGCCACCAUCCUCUUCUACCUAGCCAAGUACCCCGCCACGAUGAAGAAGCUGCUGCGUCUGCUCGACGAGGCAAUGCCCGGCGGCGCGCAGGACUGGUCCUACGAGAAGGUCACGUCGGUGACGUUCAUCGACGACAUCAUCAACGAGACGCUGCGUCUGAGGCCCGCCCUGCUCACCGGCGGAUACCGCGUCACGCCGCCGGGCGGGAUCCAAGUCGACGAGGUGUACGUGCCGGGCGACGUGAACGUGUUCGUGCUGAUCCAGCUGAUCCAGACAGACGAGCGGUACUACCGCGACGCGCAAGACUUUGUGCCGGAGCGAUGGGGGGAGAGGAGGGAGGAGAUGGGGACGGACAGCGCGCCUUUUCUUCCUUUCUCACUUGGCCCAUACAGCUGUCCCGGCAAGAACCUGGCAAUGAUGAGCCUGCGCAUUGCAAUAUCUUGCAUCGCGCAGCAGUUCGAUAUAUCGUUUGCGCCGGGGGAAUCGGGCGAGGGAUUCGAUAAAGGAGCGCUGGAUGCGUUCACCACGACGCUGCCUCCGCUGUUUGUUCAGUUUAGUCGGAGGUAG